Molecule: messenger RNA, 714 nt
Organism: Ilyonectria robusta
Lineage: Eukaryota; Fungi; Ascomycota; Sordariomycetes; Hypocreales; Nectriaceae
Product: Cyanovirin-N
Exons: 3
Coding region: 60-392 (110 amino acids)
Source: RefSeq, a predicted model, not a curated record
AAACAAGUCCUGGAAAGUCGUAUUCCUCUUCUACCACUACUCCAUCACAGAUCGCCACCAUGCCGAACUUCCACCUCAGCGCAGAGGACAUCUCCCUCGAGGAUGGCCACAUCCUCCACGCCAAGGUUGCAAACGAGGAAGGCGAGUUCCUUGAUUCGCAACUGGAUCUCGACUACUACAUCGGCAAUGACGAUGGAAACUUCCAAUGGGGUGGUGAAAACUACUCCCAUUCUGCUGAAGACAUUUCGUUUGAGCUCGAGGGCGACGACAAUGUCCCAGUUCUACGAGCGAGCCUCGGCAACAUGGAAGGCGAGAACGUUUCUCGCGAUCUUAAUCUCGCCGAGUGCAUCGGCAACGACAACGGCGUGCUGGUUUUUGUUCCCCAGCAGUGAAAGGAACUUUUAUGAGAUGAAAGCUUCGAAGUUGGACGUUCUGGCCGGUAGUUUAUAUAGCUGCCACGUGUACGGAGGUAUCACAGUCUGUGAUGAGACCAGGCGGUCAGCAACAGUGGGACUGUUUGGACCCAGUUUAGCCACUACUUCCAACCAAUAAAAAAUCAACAGUAUACCUUUCUGGAAUUCACGGGAUCUAAAUUUCCUCUAAUCUCUUGCCGACGUUUUAAUCCACUCUCGCAUGAACCCCUGCACAAGGCGCUUACCCUAGACCGGAGAAUAAAAUCAGGCACCACAUUAUUAUUGCCAUCCUGAAUAGAAC